AUGACCUUUUCAUUUACAAAGUAUAUGGAGGAGGAUGAGGAUAUAUUCUCAUAUUAUGGAGGGGGGGAUACUUUCGCAAAUUUUACAGAAAAUUCUUUCGCAAAUUAUACGGAAAAUUCUUUCACAAAUCAUACGGAAAAUAAUUUCACAAGUCAUAUGGAAAGUUCAUUUGAAAAUAAUAUGGAAAAUUCAUUCACAAAUAAUAUGGAAAAUUCAUUCACAUAUAAUAUGGAAAAUUCAUUCACGCAUAAUAUGGAAAAUUCAUUCAUAAAUUAUAUGGAAAAUCCAUUUACAACUUAUAC
Messenger RNA from Dentiscutata heterogama, 302 nucleotides. NCBI's taxonomy places the organism in Eukaryota, Fungi, Glomeromycota, Glomeromycetes, Diversisporales, Gigasporaceae. The record is from the annotation of a GenBank genome assembly.